AUGACUCCAGCCAACUCCGCGGCAAUUGGGAAUGACCAUGAGCCGGCGAAAGAUACCAGGGCGGAGCACAGUCCCUCUCGGUUUACCGCCGUCAACGGCAAGGACUCCUUAACAACGGAGCCGUCGGCCGUCCCCGCGAUACCCGGCAGCUCAUUGAACAACGGUGGACAUGUCGACCCCGCGGGGAGCCGCGGAAAGGCCGCAUACGAGGAACACAACAGAGAAAAUGGCAGUCUGGGAAAUGAUCAGGAUGCGACUUCGCAAUCAUCGUCACUGGGCGGCCCUGCAGCCACGAACAGAGGCAAACGAAAAAGGUCGGAGUGCGACGAACCGGAAAACACGCCUCGUCCCCCGAACAGGGACAUCAAGAGUCCCUCUCGCUUAGAAGACAUGUCAGAACCCCCUACGCAACAACAACAAUCCCCGAACGGCGUGGGAAUAACGACUCUCGAGCAAAACUCCAAACCUCCCAGCACAUCUGCUGCGCCCCUGAGAUUGUCGGAAAAUGAGGAAACACGCCCUUCGCCGACCAAUGUUCCCUGGAAUGAAUACGACUCCCAGCUCGUUAAUCAAGCGCAACGCGCACAGCAAAUUGACGCGUCGGAUGCGCAGCUCGCAGAGGUUCUACAACGUGAAGCUGGAGGUCAUGAUACACCCCCAAAGAACUGGGGCACACCGGCUCGCUCCGAAGGAUCAUUGACCAAUGAUCAGCCCGGUGCCGUAGCUGCUGCGCCUCAAGAACGACCGCAGCCCGUGGCUCCCAAAAGGAAACGCGUGUUUAGCAACAGAACCAAGACGGGGUGUAUGACGUGCCGAAGGAGAAAGAAAAAGUGCGAUGAGCAACAUCCUGCAUCUCCAGUCCCUUUACAAUCCAAGGAUGGAUAUGCAGACAUUGGAAACCAAUAUGUGCACGAAGUCAAUCAACAUGAUCGACAGCAAAGCUUGUCAGAUCACCUCGAGGCGGGAAAAAUGAGGCCAAUCGUUGUGGAAGAUGCCGAUCGCGCGGCCGCACAGUUCAACUCGAGCCCAACGGGAGUGGGCUCGAAUCGCGGGUCAUGGUCAAAGCGGACGUGGCCGAACACAGGCCACCCACCGUUUGCCACGGACCAUGUCACCAAACCAGACUAUCGGGAGGUCCCCUCAAUCCAUGAACUUCCCCGCGACAGUCAUCCCAAGGCAGAUUAUCAAAUAGUCCCACCCAUUCGAGAACUCUCCCAUAGCGCCCAUAGCAAGCCGGCAAUGCCGCUAUUCCAAAGUGGGAUCGACCAACGACCGGCUCUGACAAACACAAGCGCUAUGGAUACAAACACGCCACAGGCCCAGGCACGAAUGGCAUUGAGCAUUGAGCAUCAACUCUCGGCGCGUGCCGUUUCCGGUGAAGAGUCAGAGAAGGAGAAAAUGAUGCGUGGUGAGCUUUACCGACCAUUCGACAUCCACCUCGUGGAGGAACGAGAUCGAUGUAAAGCUGCUUUGUGGAGGUUUAAUAAUGCUUGCAAUCCGAUCUCUGGUCUCAGCGCCAAAGAGCAAAAUCGCCUAUUGAAGGAAAUCUUUGUGCCGCCGAAUGCGGCUGCCAACUCACCAUCAGGCUCGCCUCGCCCUUCGGGGUCCAUUGGACAGGGCGCGGUGGUCGAAUCGCCCUUCCAGUGUCAUUACGGCUAUAAUGUGCAUAUCGGCGAAGAUGUCAUGAUAUCCGAGAGCUGUCUUUUUGUGGAUGAUUGUACUAUCACGAUCGGUGCACAUACAUGGAUAGGCCCUCGGGUUACUAUCCUUAGUUCAAUGGCGCAUGCAAACAUGCAAGAGCGCAAAGGGUCCCAGAGCCGCCACCAGGGCCGCCCUGUUACCAUCGAGGAAGAUUGCUAUGUGGGUGCGGGAUGCACGAUAUACCCCGGUGUUCGGCUCCGGCGUGGAGCGUAUGUGGCUCCAGGAGAGGUGGUGAAAUCCGACAUUGUGGCCUAUGGCUUCCAAGGACUGAAACCAAGCUACAUGUAG
Aspergillus terreus NIH2624 is the source of this 1989-nucleotide messenger RNA. RefSeq lists its product as uncharacterized. Bases 1 to 1989 code for a protein of 662 amino acids. The transcript is spliced from 2 exons. The record is from RefSeq and is a predicted model, not a curated record. Gene Ontology annotation, biological process: regulation of DNA-templated transcription. Gene Ontology annotation, molecular function: DNA-binding transcription factor activity, RNA polymerase II-specific; zinc ion binding; acetyltransferase activity. NCBI's taxonomy places the organism in Eukaryota, Fungi, Ascomycota, Eurotiomycetes, Eurotiales, Aspergillaceae.